AUGAAUUCUACACGCAGAUAUGGGAAGUACAAAGUGGAGAGGGGAGUGCUGGAUGAGCAGAGACUGGAGGAGUUAACGCAGAGAAAAACAUACUCUGACGCUCACCCUCCUUUAACUGAACGACUUAAAAAUUCAUUAAGAUGUACAGUACCAAAACUGAAACGAAGUGUGGUGAGCAGCCUGCCUAUAUUAUACUGGCUGCCCAAAUACUCGGUUUGGGACUAUGGCAUGCCAGAUCUAGUCUCUGGCAUCAGUGUGGGUAUAAUGCAUCUUCCACAAGGCAUGGCAUAUGCAUUGUUGGCUUCUUUGCCUCCUGUAUUUGGGCUCUACACAUCCCUCUAUCCAGCACUGAUCUACUUCUUUUUUGGAACAUCACGUCAUAUUUCUAUAGGUACAUUUGCUGUGCUCAGCAUCAUGGUAGGUAGUGUGACAGAGAGACUUGCUCCAGAUGAUGCUUUCCAGAAAAACAACGUAACUGGAGAGGUGGACAUAACUGCUCGAGACUCGUACAGGGUGCAGGUUGCAGCUGCUACUACUGUCCUAGCAGGACUCAUUCAGAUGAUACUGGGUUUGGUGAAGUUUGGUUUUGUGGGAACAUAUUUGUCUGAACCUCUGGUUCGGGCUUACACAACAGCGGCUGCAGCCCAUGCUGUGGUUGCACAACUGAAAUACAUCUUUGGAGUGUCACCAACACGGUUUAGUGGUCCACUGUCACUGGUGUAUACUUUGAAGGAUGUUUGUUCCUUGCUGCCAAAGACUCAUCUACCCACACUUGUGGUCAGCGCUGUUUCCAUUGCCUUUCUAAUUGCAGCCAAGGAGCUCAACUCCUUCCUGAGUCCAAAGCUGCCAGUGCCCAUCCCAGUGGAGCUAAUCACAAUAGUGGCAGGAACGCUGAUAUCAAACUUUGCCCACUUGAACAGCAACUACACUGUUCCUGUUGUUGGAGAAAUUCCUAGUGGGCUAAGUCCUCCCGGGGUACCAGAUGUUAGCAUUGUUGGAGAAGUUAUUAGUGAUGCUUUUGCACUUGCCAUUGUAGGAUAUGCUAUAUCAAUUUCACUUGGAAAAACAUUUGCACUGAAGCAUGGAUACAAAGUGGACAGUAAUCAGGAGCUGGUGGCACUGGGUCUUAGUAAUGUAGUGGGAGGCUUCUUCCAGUGCUACGCUGUAUGCUCCUCCAUGUCUCGAAGUCUGAUCCAGGAGACCACUGGAGGAAAAACACAGAUGGCUGGAGUGGCCUCGGCUGUAAUUGUGCUGGUGACAAUACUGAAACUUGGCUCUCUUUUCCAGGAGCUGCCAAAGGCCGUCCUUGCAUCAAUCGUCUUUGUAAAUCUGAAGGGUAUGUUCAAGCAGUAUGCUGACAUUGUUACACUGUGGAGGAGCAGCAAGAUUGAUCUGGUGGUGUGGUUGGUCACUUGGGUGUCGACCCUGCUCUUCAAUUUGGAUAUGGGUCUUGCAGCAGCCAUUUCUUUUGCAUUGCUUACUGUCAUCAUCAGAACUCAGCUGCCAACAUACUCUGUUCUGGGAAAUGUUCCAGGUACAGAGCUGUAUGUGGAUAUAGAGACCCACAGAGAGGCGAGACAGGUUCCAGGUGUUACUAUAUUCCGCUCCUCUGCUACAGUAUAUUUUGCUAAUGCUGAUCUCUACCUUGAAGCCCUGAAAGAGAAGAGUGGGCUUGACAUCAGUAAAAUGAUUAUCUAUAAGAGAAGGCAGGAGGCCAAGCAGAAACGUAGAGAGAAGAGGGCAGAGAGACGAGCAAAAAGGCAAGCCAAGAGAGAGCGACGGGCUCAGAGAGCGGCGGCUGCACAGCUGUCUGGACCACCGGUGUUCUCUGUGGAGGAGGAGGCUGGUGACUGGAGGGACACAUGCAUGGACAGGAAUGUUACAGAUAAGGAGGAGCAGGGCUGGACUGAGAGGGAGAACGGAACAGUGUUUGUCAUACCAACUACGCCCCGAACACCAGAUGGACACAGCAGAUGGGAAUACCUGAAAGGAGGAGAUCCGGACAGCACAAGUAUAGGGUGGAUGUCUGAGCUGCAGGACGGAGACUCCGCUACUCUGGGCUCCAGCAGUGAGGACACCCUGAGUCAUGACCUGGAGCGCAUCUCUCUCGGGUCCCUGGGCAAGUGGACCUGGGACAUUCACUCAAUCAUUCUCGACCUCUCCACGGCUAACUUCAUUGACACGGUGGCUAUUAAAACUAUGAAAAAUAUUUUCCAGGACUUCAGUGAGAUUGAUGUAGAUAUCUACAUGACUGGUUGUCAGGCGUCUGUGGUGGAGCAGUUGGAGCUUGGUAACUUCUUCUCCGAGUCAAUAACAAAGAGAAAUCUUUUUGCUUCCGUCCAUGAUGCUGUACUCUACUGUCUGGACCAUCGUGGAGCUUCAUCUUUCCCCAGAUAUGAGCCAUUAAUGGUGCGUAUGUUGCUCAGGUGA
This is a messenger RNA of Scomber japonicus (chub mackerel), 2430 nucleotides long. It is a transcript of the gene slc26a6l1, whose product is annotated as solute carrier family 26 member 6, like. The transcript has 18 exons. Gene Ontology annotation, molecular function: bicarbonate transmembrane transporter activity; secondary active sulfate transmembrane transporter activity; oxalate transmembrane transporter activity. NCBI's taxonomy places the organism in Eukaryota, Metazoa, Chordata, Actinopteri, Scombriformes, Scombridae. The coding region runs from base 1 to 2430 and encodes 809 amino acids. The record is from RefSeq and is a predicted model, not a curated record. Gene Ontology annotation, biological process: transmembrane transport. Gene Ontology annotation, cellular component: membrane.